Quercus robur (English oak) is the source of this 1361-nucleotide messenger RNA. RefSeq lists its product as uncharacterized. The record is from RefSeq and is a predicted model, not a curated record. The transcript has 8 exons. NCBI's taxonomy places the organism in Eukaryota, Viridiplantae, Streptophyta, Magnoliopsida, Fagales, Fagaceae. The coding region runs from base 164 to 919 and encodes 251 amino acids.
UUCCUCUCACUCGUUCCAAUUAAAUUUUUUUUUUAAAUAAACGCUCUCUUCAAUCUCCGCUGUUAAAACCUACCUUCUUCGUCAAGAUCUAGGGCUUCGUUUCUUGUAGCUCACACUCAGAGCUAGCGAGCAAGAGAGAGAGAGAGAGAGAGAUCUUACGGACAUGGCGGCUUCUCAGGAGUACAUGGACAAGAUGCAGCUUCGCCAGAACUACCGGAAUGUCUGGCACACCGAUCUCAUGGGCACCAUUCAAGCAGACACUCCCUAUUGCUGCUUUGCGUUUUUUUGUGGGCCGUGUGUAUCAUACUUGCUCCGCAAACGAGCACUUUACAAUGAUAUGUCAAGAUAUGUAUGUUGUGCUGGUUAUAUGCCCUGUAGUGGCAGGUGUGGAGAAAGUAAAUGUCCUGAAUUUUGUCUAGCCACUGAGGUUUUUCUCUGCUUUGGAAAUUCAGUGGCUUCAACCCGGUUUAUGUUACAAGAUGAGUUUAAUAUACAGACAACACAAUGUGAUAAUUGCAUCAUUGGUUUCAUGUUCUGCCUACAACAACUUGCGUGCAUCUUUUCCAUAGUUGCAAUGAUUGUUGGAAGUAGUGAAAUUCAAGAGGCAUCUCAAAUAUUGUCUUGCUUGUCGGACAUGGUAUACUGCACGGUUUGCGCUUGUAUGCAGACACAACACAAGGUUGAAAUGGACAAGCGAGAUGGCAAGUUUGGGCCUCAACCAGUAAUGGCAAUACCCCCCAUGCAGCAGAUGUCUCGCAUUGACCAGCCAAUUCCUCCUUCUGUUGGAUAUCCACCUCAACCAGCAUAUGGACAGCCCUACGGUUAUCCACCUCCUCAGGCUCAAGGCUAUCCGGCUGCGGGUUAUCCUCCAUCUGCUUAUCCUCCUCCUGCUUAUCCACCUUCUGGAUACUCUAGGUGAUUUCAUUGCGAUGUUCCUGGUCAAUUUCCUAUUUCAGGUGAUAUUUUGGGUGUUGAAAUGUUGGUCCGCAAGUAACAUCACUGUGAAAUCCUCUAUCAAUCAAAAUGUCUCUGGACCAGGCACUUGUAUUUUAUUUUUAUACUUGUUUGCUGAGGGGUGUUAGAAAUAGUGAUACAUUUGUGUGUGGCUUGACCCCUCUUUUUUGCCAAUUAAAAACAACAAAAUUUUUAAAUAAAUCCUAGCUUCUUGUCCUUCUAUAUAUUUCUUGUAUGUUAUUUCUUUUGCCUCUGGGUGUAUUUAUAGAUUUGUGUAUCAAGUAUAUGCAUAUACUUGUGUAACAUGCAGCUGAGGAACUGGACUUGUGUUCUUGUUCAGUCGCUUAUGCUGGAAAUUGGAAACUUUGUUUCUGUAAUAAAUGUCAUGAAAUGUCUUUGCUCGUCUA